UUUUAUUAGUGAAUCAUGUUCAAAUUGUUGACUUUAAUGUUCAGCGUCAUUGUUUCACAUCAUUCGUGCAGUUCAGUUCCUCUGGCUUCAACCGUGUCUUCCGCCGUCAACAUUUCGGGAUUUGCAGUAGAGCCAAGACAAAAAGCGUGCUGGGAGCUGAUUGUGGAUGGAAGAAGACUUGAUCCGCAGUUCAUCGUUCGCUCCGUUUGGGCCGCCACGUUGCAAGAUUGCCAACGGGAAUGUGAGGAUGUGCUCUUUAAUUGCGAAACCAUCGCUUACGGGAAGAAUCUGCUGAAGAACACGACGUGUGAUCUGAGUGACUGGGAAGCGGCUUCGCUCAGCGUCCAGCCGUACUCAACCGAUACCGUUGUGGCUCCAACUUUCAAUGUCUACAGUCGCUACGGGCGAUACCCGAACGAAGCUCACGAUGAACGACGAUGCAACAACUUUGAUGAUCCCGCCCAUCACGAUACCACGCUAUACUAUCGACCAGCGUCUACCCAAUUAGAGACUCUUUCCGAAGACGUGUGUUAUUCGGUUAUCUUUAAUGGUCGACGAUUGAGCCAUCGCUACAUCGAACGCUCCGUGGCCGUCAUCAGUUUGGAUGAAUGCAAAUUGCUUUGCACUCGCGAGACUUCUUUUGAUUGCAGAUCCUUUAAUUACAGACGGCGAUUGUCAUCGACAAAUUGCGAUCUGAGUCGUGAAGACUCGGCCAGUUUGGACGUGACUAGUAGCCGAGUCUUCUUUUCCGAUCCGGAUGUCGAUUUUUACCAACGCGUAGGUCGUGGUCAAAGUUGCUAUCGACCUUUUGCCCGUCCUCCAGCAUCGUCCUCACAUUCAUCCGGAAGCGAAUAUUACUACGGAUCAAGUAACCCAGGAACAAUCAUCCAGCGCCCUAGUACCUCCGUCCAGCCUUCCGGUGCCACGUCCAUCAGUGAGUGUUAUCGGCGAUUGAAAUCGGGUUAUCGGCUCGAAUCGAGAAUCGUUCGUGACUCGCUGAACGUUCGAAACCUUUACGAAUGUCAAACGGAAUGCCAUCGCUCCAGGAUAUUUGUUUGCCGAUCGUUUAGUUAUCGACAAGCGAUUAACGGAUACAAUGCCGGAGGUGGGAAUAAUUGCGAGUUGAGCGAUUUAGAUCCACGUGAAUGGGAUCCUGUCCGUCAUCUCGUGAUUGAUCGUGAUGCCGAUAUCUACGAGCGCAGUUUGGUCGGCCGCAAUUGCCGCGAUACGCCCGUCACGACGUGGAACAAUCGACCGACUAAGCCCAGCACCCUCUGCUUUCUCCGAACUAAAAGUGGAAUUCGAUUGGACCGUCGUUCUAUCCGCCAUUCCGUGAUAGCCAAUUCUCCGGUCGAGUGCGAACAGGAAUGCAUCAAUUCGCAAUAUUUUACCUGCCGAUCGUUCAGUUUUCGGUUUACCAGCACUGCCAGUUUAUCUGAAUUGUACCACAAAGUCUAUGAGAAUUGCGACAUGAGUGACAUCGAUCUCAACUCGCUGGACCCGUUGCGUGAUUUGAUCGAUGAUCGGGGCUACGAUUCUUGGCAGAGGACGAGUUACAGCCGGGACUGCGAUAUUGGCAGCUAUCGUUUACCAGACACGAGCGGUGACGGUUACUUCAACCGUGACGACGAAGAACAUCAUUUCACCUCGUUAAACCCUUGGUUUUACAACAAUCAACGCCCUUACCCACUACUAACCAGCUCCGCUACGGCCUCAUCGAGAUGCUACAUUUCCUAUCGACGGGGUUUCCGCAUGGUCCAGCGUCUUGUGCGGGAUUCAAUACAUGUCCGGAAUUUGGCCGAAUGCGAACUCGAGUGCAGCCGUACGAGACCCUUUACUUGUCAGACUUUUCACUUCAGAUACACGAAUCUGGAUGGCGGUUAUGACCGUAACCCGUACAAUUGCGAGCUGAGUGACUUGUCAGCCCGGGAUUUCGAUCGUUACCGCGAUAUGACCGAAGACCGUGACUACGAAUUGUUUACACGUUCGCAAUUCUCUUCUUGCGUACACAGUUUCAAUACUCUCGAAUCUGCAAGUCAGCUGAGUCCAAUUUUAGCGAGUAGCUCUACCGAAGUAACAGUGAGUGGGAUACGCUGCCGGGACGGAUCCAAGUGCCGGCCUCAUCGUGAACUCGGUUAUUGGUACUGCGAAAUCGACAGCAGUUACUACAACUUCAACAACAAUUGGGACUAUUGUUGCCAGCCACAAUCGCGAUGCGGAUACUCUGAUGGAUAUACUUAUCCGUGGUGUAUGGUGGGCUCGGAAGCAUCCGGCCAAUGGCGACCCUGUUCCGAUCGUUACGCCGAACGUCCUUACGCUUACCUUCACCGCACUUUACCGCCUAAUGCGACUGAAACGCAGGGAGCGUUUCGGCCGCUAAAGAAUGACGAUGAUGUAAUUCGGCCCGUUGAUUCGAAUUCGGCUGAUUAUUCACGGUCCGGAUCGCAUAUUAUCGUUCAAACCAAUUGCACCGAAUCGGAUUGAUCGAUUUUUAUUUUUAAACGAAGGUUUUUUUUAUUUAUGAUCGAUUACGACCACACCCAUUGGGAAUCGUGCAUUUAUUUUUUUUCUUCGUGAGUGGUGAAGGGGCUAUUAUUUAAAUAAUUGAUUGUAAUCGUGGACCUUUGUUUUCUCGUUUGUUUGAAUUUUUUUAAAUAUUUUUAUUGUCACUAAACUGGUCGAUUUCACAGUUUUACAAUUAGAUCGUUUUACUUGUCGGACAUAAUUCUUGGCCUCAUUUCCGAAAAACACAAACAUUUUAAAUGCAAAAAGAAUUCAGGCAUCGUCCAGUAAAACAUACAUCAAAGAAUGUUUUCUCUUUUUUUUUUUUUGUCGAAU
Molecule: messenger RNA, 2838 nt
Organism: Daphnia carinata
Lineage: Eukaryota; Metazoa; Arthropoda; Branchiopoda; Diplostraca; Daphniidae
Exons: 13
Coding region: 16-2484 (822 amino acids)
Source: RefSeq, a predicted model, not a curated record